Molecule: messenger RNA, 1722 nt
Organism: Saccharomyces kudriavzevii IFO 1802
Lineage: Eukaryota; Fungi; Ascomycota; Saccharomycetes; Saccharomycetales; Saccharomycetaceae
Gene: RRP9
Product: ribosomal RNA-processing protein RRP9
Exons: 1
Coding region: 1-1722 (573 amino acids)
Cellular component (GO): small-subunit processome
Molecular function (GO): snoRNA binding; protein binding
Source: RefSeq, a predicted model, not a curated record
AUGUCAGAUAUCACCCAACAAAAAAAGAGAAAAAGAUCCAGAGAGGAGGCCGAUCGUUCGAGACCCGCAGUAGAUGAGGAAAUCACCGAUCCAUCCUCAGAUGAAGAAGAACAACCUGAAAUUACUGAUGAAGAAGACGCAUUGGAAUCUGAAGAAGAAUUUGAGGGAGAAAAUCCAGCUGAUAAGAGAAGAAGGCUUGCAAAACAAUAUUUAGAGAAUCUGAAAAGUGAAGCCAAUGUCAUUUCGACUGAAGGUAAAAAUGAUACAGAAGAAGAUCAGAAACGUUUGGACGAAAGACCCGUCGAUGAAUACAAUAAUUUUGACGCUGGUGACUUGGAUAAAGAUAUCAUUGCAUCAAGAUUGAAAGAAGAUGUCGCUGAACAGCAAGGUCGAGUCUUUAGACAUUUUGCUGAUAAACUUCUAAUUUCUGAGGCUAUAAAAAGCUUCACAAGGGUAGGGGAAAAUAAUCUUACUUGCAUUAGUUGUUUCCAACCAGUUUUGAACAAAUUUACCUUUGAGGAAUCAUCUAAUGGUGAUAAAAACAAAGGUAGAAUAUUUGCUUACACAGUUAGUAAAGACUUACAACUUACGAAAUAUGACGUUACCGAUUUCAGCCAGAGACCAAAAAAGUUAAAAUAUGCUAAAGGUGGAGCGAAGUACAUACCCGAAAAUAAGCAAGAGUACGAAAAUACCACAGAUGGCCACUAUGAUGAAAUUCUAACUGUAGCAGCCUCGCCAGAUGGCAAAUAUGUUGUCACGGGUGGGAGAGACAGAAAAUUGAUUAUUUGGAGUACGGAAUCCCUAUCACCUGUUAAGGUUAUCCCUACAAAGGACCGCCGAGGAGAAGUUUUAUCCUUGGCUUUCAGAAAAAACUCUGAUCAAUUGUAUGCAUCCUGCGCUGAUUUUAAGAUAAGAACGUAUUCGAUAAACCAAUUUUCCCAAUUGGAAAUCCUUUAUGGGCAUCAUGACAUAGUGGAAGAUGUAUCUGCUUUGACGAUGGAAAGAUGUGUUACCGUUGGUGCCCGUGAUAAAACUGCUAUGCUUUGGAAGAUUCCCGAUGAGACUAGGUUGACAUUUAGAGGUGGUGAUGAACCUCAAAAAUUAUUAAGGAGAUGGAUGAAAGAAAACGCCAAAGAGGGAGAAGAUGGAAAAGUUGCAUAUCCCGAUGAAUCUGAAGCGCCUUUAUUUUUCUGCGAAGGUAGCAUUGACGUUGUGAGUAUGGUGGAUGAUUCUCAUUUUAUAACGGGUUCUGAUAACGGUAGUAUAUGUUUAUGGUCUCUGGCGAAAAAAAAACCUAUUUUCACUGAAAGAAUUGCUCACGGUAUUCUACCUGAACCCUCUUCAAAUGACAUUUCGGGCGAAACUGACGAAGAGUUAAGAAAAAGACAGUUACAAGGCAAGAAAUUGCUACAGCCAUUUUGGAUAACAUCUCUUUAUGCUAUUCCAUACUCAGACGUAUUCAUAUCAGGAUCAUGGAAUGGCUUCUUAAAAGUUUGGAAAACUAGUGAAAAUCUCAGAUCUUUUGAGCUACUAGGUGAGAUAUCUUGCGCUAAAGGUGUAGUGACUAAGAUUCAAGUUGUUGAAAGUGGUAAACAUGGUAAAGAAAAAUUUCGUAUUUUGGCUAGUGUAGCUAAAGAACACAGACUUGGUAGAUGGAUUGCAAAUGCUCCAGGCGCUAGAAAUGGUAUAUAUUCAGCUGUUAUUAAUCAAACAAGUUUUUAG